Papaver somniferum (opium poppy) is the source of this 1755-nucleotide messenger RNA. RefSeq names its product protein SIEVE ELEMENT OCCLUSION C-like. Bases 711 to 1712 code for a protein of 333 amino acids. The transcript has 4 exons. The record is from RefSeq and is a predicted model, not a curated record. NCBI's taxonomy places the organism in Eukaryota, Viridiplantae, Streptophyta, Magnoliopsida, Ranunculales, Papaveraceae. Gene Ontology annotation, biological process: phloem development.
GCCCCGGUUCAAGGCCUUGAGUUCGCUAGUUACAGCCAUGGUAGAUGUAACCAAGUGUAUCAUCGAGUUUGAAACCCUGCCAACGCAACAAAUAAAGCUCGACCACAAGGAAAUAUCUGAUACCAAAACUCAGAUUUAUGCAGCAACCUAUUGGGUGCUUAGGAGUACCUUGACGUGCUCUUCUCUAAUCACAGACUUGAUUGCGAUGAAUGAUCAGCAAGAAGCUGGAUUCAAACACCACUAGUGCUACAUGGGAGCUGUCAAGCCUUGUUUACAAGGUGACCUACAUAUGUCAUAAAUUGCGGAAACAAGUUGACAAAUGCCACCUGCAGAUAGGUUGGUCCUGUCUCGUUACUUUUCUUCAACUUUUUUUUGGACGAAAAUUUAAACUUAGUUAUGCAUAAAUGUGAUAAUAAUACAAACACCCCUAUGAUCUUUCUCUAAUCUUCCUACAUUAAUUAGAGAAUAAGCUGCACAGGAAGUGUUGGACCUCUUUGAGAAAGAGACUCACUUAGAUAACCAAAAGGUACUCAGUACACCGUUCUCUCUGAAGGAUGACAAGCCACUAAAGGAUUGUUGUUCACACGAAAAGAUUGGGGUUCCCGACUUACUAAACAAGGUGGUGGUACUCUUGAUCUCAAAGCCAGAGAUCUUACUUACUUUAUCUUGUGCAGCAGACAUGCAGUAAUUUUCCUCGCGAUGACAGAACAAUGAGAAGAUAUGAAAUUGUAUGGGUGCCCAUUCCAUCUUCCAUUACAUCAUGGACUGACAAGGAAAAUAAAGUUUUCAAACAUUUAUCUGAGAUUUUACCAUGGUACUCAAUACGCCAGCCCUCACGAGUUAACUCAGCAGUUGUAAAUUACCUCAAACACGUGUCUGGCUUUGUAGGGGAACCAGUGAUGGUAGUAGUCGAUCAAAAUGGAAGGCUGGCCAACUUGAAUGCCAUGCAUAUGGUACAUAUAUGGGGUCCCUCGGCUUACCUUUUCACAGCUUCAAGAGAGGAAAAGCUGUGGGAGGAAGUAAACUGGUUUGGACAGCUUAUAGCUGACGAAAUUGAUCCCCUCUUAUCCAAGCAGGUAGAAGAAGGAAGAAUCUGUCUCUUUGGAAGCAGCGACAUAAAUUGGGUCAGAGAACUUUCUAGGAGGAUAAAAGAGAUGACUAAAACAGGUCUGCAGCUUGAUCUUAUCUAUGUGGGUAAGAGGAGGUUAAAUGAUGAUCAACAUGUAAGCAACAUCAUAUCCACCAUAACUCAAGAAAAACUAAGCAGUUACCUUGCUUACCCGAAGAUGCAUUUCUUUUGGCUUCGAAUGGAGAAUAUCAAAAGAUCAGAAAUCAAGCUAGGGAAGAAGGCAACAAAAGCUGAACACAUUCUUAAAAAUGUAGGGUCUUUGGUAAAUUUUGAUGACUGUGAGAAGAGUUGGGCCUUGUUUGGAGAAAGGUUCUCAAAAGAUAUACUGCACCUACAGGGAAGAAAACUCAUGGAGUGCCUGAGGCUUUUUCAAGUGUGGGGUGAAAACAUAGAGAAGGUCGGUUUCAUGGCAGCCAUAAGAUGUGCACUUGAGCCUCCUAUGGCAUCCUUGGAACCUUGUUAUAUUUGUAAUGUUAGUGAGUUCAUACAAGGCAAUCAAAAAGAGGAAGGAAUAGUGUUGUGUGAAGAAUGUAAACGUCCAAUGAAAAUGUUUUCUGUGUAUCAAUGCAAUGCAGUAGAAUAAAAAAACAUGGCAAAUACGAUGCAUAUGCUGCUCGAUUUUCAAG